GUGCCUGCUCUGAAAGCUCCUUGAAUACAUUGAUCUUUUUCUCUCAGAUCCCUGUUAUCUCCAUGAGGGGAAGGCCCCAGUAGGCCACUGGAGUUCGAGAAUCAAGAUGCUCCAGUUGGCAGUCAGGGCACCCUCUGAAGUUCAUCUGCCUCUUCAACUAUCAGGUCUAGGUGGCUGUGCUGUAGACACUGUUGCCCUGUGACGUGCUGGUGCGGGGAGUUCCAUAGGGAGGUCGCUCGAUGUCCUGGAAGCCAGAAAUGGGAUUGGUGUCGUUUGAGGACAUAGCUGUGGAAUUCACCUGGCAGGAGUGGCAGGACCUGAAUGAAGGUCAGAGGACCCUCUACAGGGAUGUGAUGCUGGAGAACUACAGCAACUUGCUGUUCUUGGGGCACUGCAAGACCAAACCUGAGUUGAUCUUCAAUUUGGAGCAAAGACUUGGGUCAUGGAUUGUAGGAGAAGCCUCACUUCAGAGCAUCCCAGAUUUCCAGAAAAUGAUUACUCUGAACAAGGUCAAUCCAGAAACCAAAGCAACACAUGUGUGGCAAGUUGCACUCGACAGUGAUUCAUCAGAGGAAUUGGCUGGACUAGGGAAGACGUUCAGUGUGAGUGCAAACCAGGUUUCAAAUUGGAAUAUAAAGAAUGAGAACUCAUUAGGAAUGAGUCCUAGAAAGCUUAUUCUGUGGAAGGAUGUGUAUCUUUGGAGUGAUUCUGAUGAGGUGGAAGAACUUGAUGAUCUUAAUGGAACUGUAAAAUCCAUCAAACAUCCAGAGCAUGUUAGUCUGUUCAAAUCUCACAAUUCACAAAGUUACUUUCAAAGUCUUAUACCAGGGAAAUCCUUCAAUACAAAAGCAGUAUUACUUACUCAUAAGUUCAGUGAAUAUGCAAAAUCCUUAUGUGAUACAGCAUUUAUUGGCAAAGAGAUGGCUCAGAUAAGAGAGAAGUCUUUUGGAUGUAAUGUAUCAGAGAUAAAGUGUAACAAGUCUGACAUUGAUGAAAAGGAGCGAAUACACCUGGGAGAGAAACAUUACAAAUGUAGUGACUUUGAGAACCCUUUCAUUACUGAACCAUACCUUCCAAAACAUAUGGGAGAAAAGCUCUUUGUCCAGAAGGUAUAUGAAUUUUCUCAGCAGUCAGAAGUGAGUCUGCAUCAGAAAAUCCACAGAGGGAAAAAGUCCUAUGAGUGUAAAAUAUGUGGAAAGUGCUUUUAUUGGAAAACAAGCUUCAACAGACAUCAGAGUACUCACACUGGUGAGAAGCCCUAUGAAUGUACGGAAUGUAGUAAAGCUUUCUGCCAGAAGUCACACCUCACUCAGCAUCAGAGAGUUCAUACAGGUGAGAGACCAUAUAUAUGUUUCGAAUGCAGGAAAGCUUUCUAUCGUAAGUCAGAGCUUACCGACCAUCAGAGAAUUCAUACAGGCGAGAAACCAUAUGAAUGUAAGGAAUGUGGGAAAGCUUUUUGCCAAAAGCCUCAACUUACUCUACAUCAGAGAAUUCAUACAGGUGAGAAGCCCUAUGAGUGUACAGAAUGUGGAAAAGCCUUCUCCACUAAGUCUUAUUUAACUGUACAUCAGAGAACUCACACAGGUGAGAAACCUUACGAAUGUACAGUAUGUAGGAAAUCAUUUAUUUGUAAGUCGAGUUUUAGCCAUCAUUGGAGAACUCAUACUGGUGAAAAGCCCUAUGAAUGCAAGCAGUGUAUGAAGACAUUCUACCGUAAGUCAGGUCUGACUCGACACCAGAGAACUCACACGGGCGACAAACCCUAUGAAUGUCAAGUAUGUGAGAAAGCUUUUUACUGCACUUCACACCUUACAGUACACCAGAGAACUCACACAGGUGAGAAACCUUAUGAGUGUAAGGAAUGUAGGAAAGCUUUCUAUGACAAGUCAAACCUUAGACGCCAUCAGAAGAUUCAUACUAUGGAGAGAGCCUGUGAGUGCAAACAAUGCAAUAAAUCUCUUCUGGGCAACGCUUCUCAACACGAGGCACUGUACCAUGACUAUAAAGAAUGCAAGGAAACUUCCCACCAUAAAACACAUUUUACUUAA
Molecule: messenger RNA, 2048 nt
Organism: Acomys russatus (golden spiny mouse)
Lineage: Eukaryota; Metazoa; Chordata; Mammalia; Rodentia; Muridae
Product: zinc finger protein 39-like
Exons: 5
Coding region: 240-2048 (602 amino acids)
Biological process (GO): regulation of transcription by RNA polymerase II
Cellular component (GO): nucleus
Molecular function (GO): RNA polymerase II transcription regulatory region sequence-specific DNA binding; DNA-binding transcription factor activity, RNA polymerase II-specific
Source: RefSeq, a predicted model, not a curated record